Messenger RNA from Zophobas morio, 939 nucleotides. RefSeq lists its product as uncharacterized. NCBI's taxonomy places the organism in Eukaryota, Metazoa, Arthropoda, Insecta, Coleoptera, Tenebrionidae. The record is from RefSeq and is a predicted model, not a curated record. Bases 1 to 939 code for a protein of 312 amino acids. Gene Ontology annotation, biological process: uroporphyrinogen III biosynthetic process. Gene Ontology annotation, molecular function: uroporphyrinogen-III synthase activity. Gene Ontology annotation, cellular component: cytosol. The transcript has 10 exons.
AUGUUCGCUCAAGAGGAUAUGUUUUCUAAUAUAUUUCAGGAAGGACAAAGCGUUAUAGUGCACUAUGUUGUACUAGCUUCCGGCCUGGUUAUAGAGACAAGUUCUACCGUUAUUCGCAUUCAGUGCGACUUGUUGAUGACCGGUGAACCCAGCAGAAAAAACUUGGUGCUUUUUCUCAAAGGAGCGGCACGUUUUUCUGGAGAAGUUGAAAACCGUGAUCUUUAUAUUAGGUACUUUGAAGAGAGAGGAGUUAAAUCAAUUGCUUUACCUCCACUUUCCUAUUCUGUUGCCUACGAAAAUGAAUCUUUGCUUUAUGAAGCCCUUAACAAUGUUAACGCAUACUCUGGUUUAAUAGUGACAAGUAAAAGAGCUUUGUUAUUACUCCAACUGGUUAUAAAAAAACUAGAAGAGCAUCAAGUGAAAAAAAUAUUAAGUACUCCGCUUUAUGUGGUUGGCCCUUCUACAAAGUUAGCUGCGGAGAAGCUAUUCUUCAUAGAUUGCCGCGGAGGACACUCACACAAUGCUCAAGCACUGGCGGAAUAUAUACUAUCUUCCUCCUCAGCCACAUCUUCACCUUUUUUAUAUCUCUGUGGCAACAAUCACUUGCGAACUGUUUCCGUUAAGUUUGCUUCAAAAGGUUAUCUGCUAGAGGAGAUUAUUAGUUAUAAGAUAACGGAGAACGAGGGUUUUAAGGAAAAACUAAAGGCUUUAUUGGUGCAAGAAGCUAUAAGCCAUAUUGUAUUUUUCAGCCCGUCUGCUGUUUCCUUUUCGCUUCCAGUGCUACUGCAAUUCAUUGGUAAGGGCGUAAGAGUUGGUGCUAUUGGAAAGACCACCUCCAGUUCAUUAGCUGACGCUAACGUACGCGUUGACUUUGAAGCUCAAGCGCCUCAGCCUACUGCACUCUUUAACUCCAUCAAGUCACACCUUUGGCCUGAAUAG